UGUACAUAAUUCUCUGCUCAUCUCCAUCAAUAUCAAGCUCCAUCGCUACGUACUCCAUUUUGUGUGUCCACCAAAAGGUGCGUACCCACACAAUAUCCCUCAAUACAUUAUCUCUUUCUAUUUCACACACAUAAUCCUAGCUAUACGAUACUGAUUUGUUCGUUGCAUGUAUAUAGGCAUAAGUAAUGACAGCAGCCGAGGCUUUCGUAAAGGAGGAGGGGCAUCAAAGUGAUGAUGAGGAUAGUUUCUACUUCAAAGGCGUCAAGCACUUGUGCGAAACUGGCGUUACACAUGUUCCCAGCAAGUACAUUUUACCUGUUUCGGAUCGCCCUCAUCUCAUUAACGAACAAGAUGAUGUCCAAGAGCUUAAUCUAAAGUUGCCGAUUAUUGAUUUUGCAGAACUACAUGGUUCCAAUCGCUCUCGCGUUCUUGACUCUCUUAGGUCUGCUUGUGAAAAUCAUGGAUUUUUUCAGCUAGUAAACCAUGGUAUAUCCGGUGAUGUUAUAAGCAACAUGAUGGACGUGGGACGAAGGUUUUUCGAGCUCCCUUUCGAGGAACGCCAGAAACUGAUGUCGACUGAUAUGCGCUCACCGGUUCGAUACGGAACUAGUUUCAACCAGACAAAAGACGGCGUCUUUUGCUGGAGAGACUUUCUCAAACUUGUUUGUCAUCCUCUAUCAGAUGUCCUACCUCACUGGCCUUCUUCUCCAUUGGACUUUAGGAAUAAGGGAGUUGCGUACGCAAAUGAAUCCAAAGCGGUGUUCCUCAAGUUAGUAGAAGCCAUCCUAGAAAGCCUUGAAUUAACAACUAUGGGGAAAAGGACGCGAGAAACGGAAGAAAUUUUAAAAGAAUUCGAAGACGGGAGCCACCUCAUGGUUCUUAACUGCUAUCCGCCCUGCCCACAACCGGAGCUCACAUUCGGAAUGCCUCCUCAUUCCGACUAUGGAUUCGUCACACUCGUCCUCCAAGAUGAAGUCGCGGGUCUUCAAAUAAUGGAGCAAAACAUAUGGCACACAGUUCAACCGGUUCCCAAUUCUUUCGUCGUCAAUGUAGGAGAUCACCUUGAGAUAUUUAGCAAUGGGAGAUACAAGAGUGUAUUACAUAGAGUUCUUGCAAAUUCUCGGAAGUCUCGGAUAUCAGUAGCUUCGUUGCAUAGUCUUCCUUUCGAAAGCACGGUUCGGCCAUGGCCGAAGCUAAUCGACGAGAAGAAUCCGAGACAAUACAUGGACACGCAUUUCUCCGAUUUCCAGAACUACCUUGACUUAUGUGAUGCGAAGAAAAAGAAUUUCCUAGAAUCUAGGAAAUUGACCAAAUUAAAGAUAGCGGAUAAUACAAGUCUAGAGUCUUGAAGACAGAGGGGCCAGAAGAGAACAAGGGAAUGAUUCUCAUUUUUAUUGGCUUUGUAGCAUGAUACAUACGAUUAUUCAAUAUUUAUUUUGUAUCUAAAUAUUAAAUUUUUUAUUGAUGUGUAUUUUAUAAAGUUGAAACAAACCUCAAAUUAUUAACUACAA
This is a messenger RNA of Daucus carota subsp. sativus, 1511 nucleotides long. Its product is annotated as probable 2-oxoglutarate-dependent dioxygenase SLC1. Lineage: Eukaryota; Viridiplantae; Streptophyta; Magnoliopsida; Apiales; Apiaceae. Bases 186 to 1349 code for a protein of 387 amino acids. The record is from RefSeq and is a predicted model, not a curated record. The transcript has 4 exons.